AUGCAAGCAAGGGAAUAUCCAUUCCUCGACACCGAUGUGGCUGGAAUAUUUGACGAUUUGCUAGGUUUAAAACUUAUCGAAUUGCCUGAAAUGAAGCGCCCCGAAGAAGCUAACAAGACCGAUGACCCAAAAUACUGCAAGUAUCAUCGGUUGGUCGGGCACCCAAUUCAUGAUUGCUUCGUAUUCAAAGAUAAAGUUAUGCAGCUAGCUCGCCAAGGGAAGAUAUCACUUGAAGAGAUCAGCGCCACUACAAAUUUUGUCGUCACCACUUUUGAGUCCCUUGACAUGACGACAACAAACUUACACAGAGGAGAUGAUGAUUGUAUCAACAUCUCAUGCAACGCGAUAAUUGAAAAGGAGACCGCUGCUAGUGGAACGACUCCGUCUCCAAAUGAAGUUUGUACCGUGAUUGGUAAAUGCAUGUCAACAAUAACUUUCGCUGAUGAAGAUUUACUUCUUGGUUCCAAACCACACAAUAGGCCGUUGUUUGUUGCCGGCUACGCCCGUGAGCAGAAGGUGAAUAGGAUUUUAAUCGAUGGAGGUUCUGCAGUCAAUAUUUUGCCGUUGCAGACUUUAAAGGAAUUGGGAAUCUCCACGGAGGAGCUCAAAACUAGUCGCUUGAUGAUCCAAGGAUUUAAUCAAGAAGGACAAAGGGCCCUUGGCAUCAUAAGGAUAGAGUUGUUAAUGGAUGAUAUGUUAUCCACCGCACUGUUCCAUGUCAUUGAUGCAAGAACCUCAUAUCGCAUGCUUCUCGGACGACCUUGGAUACAUGAGAAUAGUGUGGUUCCUUCUUCUUGGCACCAAUGUUUCAAGUAUUGUCGAGACGGAGUAGUUAAAAUAAUACUCGCCGAUGAUAAACCGUUCACCGAGGCAGAAGCCCACUUUGCCGAUGCUAAGUACUAUCUUGAUGAUGAGAAGACGGUAAAGGCCAAAGAAAUUCUACCAGUUGAAGAACCAAAGCGAAGAAAUAAUCAAGACAAUGCUCCUUUAGCGUGUGAGGCUUUGAAAGAUUUGAUGUUUCCCCUAACACCAAUUGACGAGAAGCGAUCAACUUCUCAACCACCUAAAGGAUUUGUUCAUCCCACAGAAGGAACCCAAGAGGAAUGCGAAGAAUUCUCCGAGUCCCAAAUGACAAAAUGUUUUGGCCCAAAUGCUUAUAAACUCUUAGUGAAAGCUGGUUUCAACCCACGUGAAGAUUCUACGCUUGGAUGGCUUCCUGCCGAAGUUGUUGGCGAAAAGGUGCAUGGCCUCAAUACUACUCAGAUAAUGUUGAAAGAAAAGGGACAUGCUAUUCAAAGUCCUAGAGUUGGUCUUGGAUUUGUUCCACAAAAGCCAAUUCGUAUUGCUAUCAAUAGAGCUACCAGUAAUUACAUAAUCGAAGAUGAAUUCUCAUCAACAGACGAUUUUCUUGAAAGUAGAACAAAAGUGAGAAGGACAUCCGUCUUUGAUAGGCUUACACCAUCUGUCUUCGACAGACUUGCGCCAUCCGUCUUUGAUAGGCUUGGACCACUUAGAGAGUGGGGGCAUGAAAAAGGCGACAAACGAGGGUUUGAUAGACUUACGCCAUCCGUCGUUGAUAGGCUUGGACCACUUAGAAAGUGGGGGCAUAACAGAAAGAACAAGCAAGAUGUGGGUGUCUCUAAUACUAAAAUCACCAAAACACGAAGGAUUCGAAGUUCAAUUCCAUCUCGCAUGAAACGGCGUACUUAUUUGACCAUAACAUGUGGUGAAGAGUUGAAGGCUAAAAUGCGAACUGUCGUCUUUACAAAAAUCCAAGACGACGAGGAAGAUGACAGAGAAAGUGUGGCAUCAUCGUAUCAUAUCACUUUAAGUGAAAUAGACGUGAUUGAGGAGGAAGACGCUGAAAUUGCUCCACCCGAGCUUGAAGAAGGAGUCAAAGCCACCAUCGAUGAGUUAAAUGAGAUUAAUUUAGGAGAUGCGGAGAAUCCUCGACCAAUCUACAUUAGCGCUUUACUGGCUGUCAACGAAGAGGAGACUUAUAUUGAAUUGUUGCACGAGUUCAAGGAUGUGUUUGCAUGGUCUUCUAAAGAAAUGCCCGGAUUGGACCCAAAAGUGGCAAUACAUCAUCUCUCCGUGAAGAAAGGAGCUCGCCCUGUAAAGCAAGGCCAACGUAGAUUUAGACCUGAAUUAGUCCCUGCAAUUGAGGCUGAAGUGAAUAAACUUAUUGAUGUUGGUUUCAUUCGAUAA
Erythranthe guttata (spotted monkey flower) is the source of this 2208-nucleotide messenger RNA. NCBI's taxonomy places the organism in Eukaryota, Viridiplantae, Streptophyta, Magnoliopsida, Lamiales, Phrymaceae. The record is from RefSeq and is a predicted model, not a curated record.